UCCAGCAAGGAACACGCCAACGUGGCCUACCCAUUACACACGGGUCGGAAUCUCAUUGCGGAUAAGCCGACACCGCGACACUACUCCCCUCUCGUCGUUUCUUCAGCUUCACCGGAUACGGCUGCUGACCCACAACAUUAUCCGGCGACCAGUACCGUGCCACGAUACCAGACGCACUGAGCUGUUCAUCCCCUUCACUCAGCUAUUCAAGCACCCCACUUCACUCCACGGUAUAACAUUCUGGACUUAUCAAAGUGGCUAUGAUUGCGAAGAUUGCCAUUACCAAGCUUCUCAUCAUGGUACACCUUAUCUUCCGCCAACCGCUUGUGGGCCGCAAGAAGACUGGUCACAUCCUUGGUACUCUCGAACCAGUUCUUGCUGUACUAACCAUUGCAACGAAGAGAGUGAGAGCAUUGCAGACACCCCAUCUCGGCAAACUUCUCGGCAUAGCGAUGGGCACCUUCGGCAAGGUCAUUAUACCAAAUGAGUGGUUGACAAUCAAACCGCUGCGAGCAUUGUUAGGAGCUCCGAGGGCUUGGGCCGCCUCAGCGAGCCGCGCGAGGGUGGCCUCAUCUGAACUGGUUCGUAUAGGGCCGACGAAGGGUUAAACUGGUCGGCCUGGCGCCGGGCGUUGCUCGGCCAUGGUAUAUGGGUC
Baudoinia panamericana UAMH 10762 is the source of this 655-nucleotide messenger RNA. RefSeq lists its product as uncharacterized. The transcript is spliced from 2 exons. The coding region runs from base 261 to 608 and encodes 115 amino acids. Lineage: Eukaryota; Fungi; Ascomycota; Dothideomycetes; Mycosphaerellales; Teratosphaeriaceae. The record is from RefSeq and is a predicted model, not a curated record.